AUGGGCUCUACUGAGCCACGUCCCCGUGUCGAAGCAGGCCGCGAACCCGACCUCCUAACAUACAUCUGGGCUCUCCCCAACUUCCAUGAACUCGCAAAUAACCCCUCAAAGGUCCUCGAUGCAAUCGACAAGUUCAACACCGAGGAGAAACGUCUGAUCAAUAUCGGCCCCAGAAAGGGCGUCACGAUCGACAAGAUAAUCCAAGAAAGGAAACCAUCCACCAUGGUCGAGAUGGGUGGGUACGUCGGUUACUCUGCCAUCAGAUUCGGCGAAGCUCUUCGCCAAGCAGGAGGCAAGAAAUACUAUUCGCUGGAAAUCAACCCUAUCAAUGCAUCUGUCGCAAAGAUGCUUAUCGAGCUUGCUGGGUUGCAGGAUAUUAUUACUGUUAUUGUUGCGCCCAGUCACGAAGCACUUGCGCAGCUUGUGCAGAAUGGUUCAAUUGAGCAGAUUGAGAUAUUGUUCUUGGAUCAUUGGAAAGACCGAUACCUGUAUGAUCUGUGGUUUGUUGAGAGACUGGGUCUGCUGAAUAAAGAGUCCGUGAUUGUUGCGGAUAAUAUAUCGCCUGAAGCUGGACGGGGCAUUGCUUAUGUUGAUUGGCUCAAGGCUACGAAGGCUGAGAAGGAGGAGACUCUCAAGGCACAUGAGUUCUCGGAUGACUUCAAGAACCUGGAUCUGGCUAAGGUUAUCAAGGAGAAGGGGAUUAAUGACGUGGGCGUUGAUUUGGCAAAUGUGGAGGGUGUUCCGAGUCAUGUCUAUGAGACGGAAAUUCAUCCCUUUCAGGGCCAUAGUGGGCGGAUGGAUGGUGUUGCCAUUUCUAAGGUGCUUAGCAUUUAG
This is a messenger RNA of Penicillium pulvis, 834 nucleotides long. Its product is annotated as O-methyltransferase. Bases 1 to 834 code for a protein of 277 amino acids. NCBI's taxonomy places the organism in Eukaryota, Fungi, Ascomycota, Eurotiomycetes, Eurotiales, Aspergillaceae. The transcript has 3 exons. The record is from RefSeq and is a predicted model, not a curated record. Gene Ontology annotation, molecular function: O-methyltransferase activity.